CCGCCAUCCAAGCUGACUGACAUCAACUCCCAAGUUUCGACUCAAUCUUGUUCAGACUUUGUUUCUCCACCGCCUCAACUAGGAGUUGGAGAUGGUUGCAAUUGCGUCCAAUGUGGAAAGUGCAUUGCUUCAAUGGCAGGUCUGCCAGUUUUAUACAGCCAUCUUGGUGGCUUGGCACCCAUCCCGAGUGCCAUUUGGCUUGAAAUGCCGACGGGAAAAGCUGGCCAGACGGAAACACGGCGGUCACGAGGGCCAGACCACAUAGCAGUGCGAGCGGUCUGGUUAUGGGAAAUGAUCCAAUUUAUCACGCUAUGGCAGAUCCGGAUCGACGUGUUUGUUUGCAAUCUGGCCAGGUUAUGCAUGUCUUGGGACCUCCCUUCUUUUGCUGUCAACUUCUAUUGCUAA
This is a messenger RNA of Colletotrichum costaricense, 405 nucleotides long. RefSeq lists its product as uncharacterized. The annotation marks the transcript as partial. Lineage: Eukaryota; Fungi; Ascomycota; Sordariomycetes; Glomerellales; Glomerellaceae. The transcript has 2 exons. The record is from RefSeq and is a predicted model, not a curated record.